Messenger RNA from Charadrius vociferus (killdeer), 1731 nucleotides. RefSeq names its product peptidoglycan recognition protein 2 (gene PGLYRP2). The transcript is spliced from 5 exons. Gene Ontology annotation, molecular function: peptidoglycan immune receptor activity; zinc ion binding; N-acetylmuramoyl-L-alanine amidase activity. Gene Ontology annotation, biological process: detection of bacterium; defense response to Gram-positive bacterium; peptidoglycan catabolic process. NCBI's taxonomy places the organism in Eukaryota, Metazoa, Chordata, Aves, Charadriiformes, Charadriidae. The record is from RefSeq and is a predicted model, not a curated record. The coding region runs from base 1 to 1731 and encodes 576 amino acids.
AUGACACGCCACAGCACGCCAUGCCGCGGCACAACACGCCAUGACACGCUACAGCACGCCGCCGCAUGCCGCAACGUGCCGCAGCGUUCCACAAUGCGCCACAAGGCUCCGCGGCGCACUGAAACACGCCACAGGAUGCCACGACACGCCACGACACGCCAUGACACACCACGACACGCCAUGACAUGCCACAACACCCCACGACGUCUCCCACCGCGCCACAUGGACUCCGUGGUUCGCAUCGUGGAAGCCCUCGAGUCGACCGACCCCGGUUUCACCGGCACCGUGCCGGAGCUGGCGCGGGCGCUGGGUGGUUGCAGCACCCCGGGGUGCCGCGCGGUGUUGGGAGAACCACCCGAGGUGCCACCAGCUCCACCGACGCUCAACCACGAGCAGUGGCUGCUCUUCACCCAACUCCUCCACCACGACGCCGCGGCACCCGAGAGCGGCGCGGUGCUGGCACCCGACGGCUCCACCGUCGCCCUCGCUCCCCUCUUUGCCGGCAUCGAGGGUGCCCUCAAGCGGGCGUCGGGGUGGUCCUUCCCCACCACGGAGCCACCCGUCGACGCGCUCUACGCCGUCACCAUCACUGAGGCUUUGGCGACGUCCUUCCUCCUGGCUCGGGAUGGUGAUGGCAACCGAGCCACGCUGGGACCCGGCGGCUGUUGGGAUGACGUGGACGAUCCCCAAAACUACACCCUGUUGGGACCCCCGUCGCCCGUCCCCGAUGCCAUCGCCAACGGGGCGAUGGAUGGGGUGCUGCUGGGUGCCCACCUGGCCCGAGAACCCAUCCCACUCGCCGAACUUCUCCGGGGCUACUACGGGACGGACAACGGCACGGAGAAAGGGCGACCACCCAGCAGUUACCGGCGGAGAGAUUUCGGGGUGUUAACGGGCCCGGGGAAGCUGGAGGAGGAGGUGGCGGCCAUGCUGAGGGUGCUGCGGGUGCUGCCACCCACCCAAGAGCUCUUGGAGGAGGUGGGACCGGAGGAGGUGGUGGCCAUCGCUCGCCAAGCGGCGCGGGACUUCACGGAGGUCUAUGUGGAGUGCCCAGCCAUCGUGCCCCGGUGCAUGUGGGGUGCCCGUCCCUACCGGGGCACCCCCAAACCGUUGACCCUCCCCUUGGGCUCCGUCUACAUCCACCACACCUUCGUACCCAGUGCCCCGUGUCGCACCUUCACCGCCUGCGCCCGCGACAUGCGCGCCAUGCAACGCUUCCACCAGGACACCCGCGGUUGGGAUGACAUCGGCUACAGCUUCGUGGUGGGGUCGGAUGGGUACCUGUACCAAGGCCGAGGUUGGCACUGGGUUGGUGCCCACACCAAAGGCUACAACAGCAAAGGCUACGGCGUGGGCUACGUUGGAGACUUCUCGGCCACCUUGCCGGACCCUGACACCAUCGCCCUGGUGCGGGACUGGCUCCGGCCCUGCGCCGUGCGGACCGGCCGGCUCCACCACAACUACACCCUACGUGGCCACCGCCAGAUGGGACACACCGACUGCCCCGGCAACUCCCUCUUCCACGAGAUCGAGACCUGGCAGGGCUUUGAGAUGGAAGUGGAGAAACCACCGUUGGGACCUGAGCCACCAACUCUACUGAAGACCUACAAAUGGCGAACGGCAGCACCCAUGGGUGACCGGGAACACGAGAAGGACACCGCGUCCCCGGGCAGCCGGCGCUGGACACGGUUGCAAGGAUGGAAACGUUCCUACAGCCCUGGUGCUGGAUGA